AUGUCGGUACCUUUUGAUGUUAAGAUGUCACCACUUUCUCAAGUGGAUGGGUCUGCACGUCUCAUAGCAGGAAACACAAAGGUUGUUGUUUCUGUCACUGGACCAAUAGAAUCUAAACCUAGACAAGAAUUACCCACACAAGCCAGUUUGGAAAUUGUUGUCAGACCAAGCAGAGGCCUUAGUUCUACCAGAGAAAAAGUGUUAGAGGAUCUUCUAAGGUCUGUCUUGCAGCUGGUGAUUGUGAGAUAUAAGUUCCCUAGACAACUUUUCCAGAUCGUGGUGCAGUUUUUGGCAACUGACCUUGAUUCUGAAGGAUCUGUCAUUGUAUCUGGAGAGACUGCUGCUGCUGGCGCUGAUUAUACUGCCAACGAACUCAGUUGUGCAUUAAAUUGUUCCUACUUUGCACUCAUAGACGCAAAUGUGCCAUUAUUCAACUCUUUUGCUGCCGUGUCGAUGGUUAUCGACAAGGACGGUAACUAUGUGACUACUCCGUCGCUUUCUGAACUUCAGAAGUCCUCCAGUCAUCACGUUGUUUGCUUUGAUAUCAGAGAUAAGAAAGCAAGUAAAAUCUUGCUAAUUGAGAGUGAUGGCUCUUUUACUGAACUGGAAUUAAUCAAAGUAGUGGAGAAGGGAAGCAGGAUAUGUGAAGAGGUUCAUCAGUCUUUCCAGCGUCCAACAAUCGAGGAGAAGAUCCAGAAGGAUUUCAUCUGGUCUGACAAAUAG
Sungouiella intermedia is the source of this 723-nucleotide messenger RNA. The record is from the annotation of a GenBank genome assembly. Lineage: Eukaryota; Fungi; Ascomycota; Pichiomycetes; Serinales; Metschnikowiaceae.